UUCGCGGCCAGUCGCAGUCGCGAAUCUGACGGAGGUGGUCGUGGAAACGACUGGAAAGCGUUUGAAAUCCUGCAAGGAGACGCACCUGUGGGUGAAGACACUGGCUUGGAGGGUAAGUACCAAUUCUCUCCGAUUUGCGACCCAGGGUUGUUCUCUCGUAAAAUGGCACAUAGUACCAGCGAUCAGCAAGACUGCCCAUCGAGACUCCACGUCGAACCACAUGGGGGCACUCGUAAUUCUCAAGGUGGACAACAACGUCCUGUCGCUUCAGUGUCCAAUCCGCAGAUGUCGAACUCAAUCGCAGAAUUAUUCUGGGAAGAUGCUUGAGUAACUCCUCAUGACCAGCAAUAGGAGCAGACAAGUCGAAUGGUUUCAGGAAUUUUCCGCAUGUCGGACGCCCUGUGGCGCGUCUGGAAUGUGUAUCAAUUCAUACGGCGGCUGGCAAGCAUCGGUUGAACG
Messenger RNA from Mycena citricolor, 459 nucleotides. NCBI's taxonomy places the organism in Eukaryota, Fungi, Basidiomycota, Agaricomycetes, Agaricales, Mycenaceae. The record is from the annotation of a GenBank genome assembly.